GGGAGGGGACAGGGAGGGUCCGGUCCCAGCCGCUCCCAGUCCGUGUUGUCGCACAGCCUCGGCCGGUCGUCACCAUGGUGGUCACUCUGGGCUACUGGGACAUCCGUGGGCUGGCCCACGCUAUCCGCCUGCUGCUGGAGUACACGGAGACCCCCUACCAGGAGCGCCAGUACCGCCCCGGCCCAGGUGAGGGGGGGAAAUGGGGUGUGACCCCCCCAAAUCCCUCCAGCCCCCAGUGCCAGUACCGCCCCGGCCCAGCCCCUGACUAUGACCCGAGCGACUGGACCAACGAGAAGGAGAAACUGGGGCUCGACUUCCCCAACCUCCCGUACCUCAUCGACGGCCCCACCAAGCUGACCCAGAGCAACGCCAUCCUGCGCUACAUCGCCCGCAAGCACAACCUGUGCGGUGAGACGGAGGAGGAGAAGCAGCGCGUGGACGUGCUGGAAAACCAGCUCAUGGAUUUGAGGAUGAACUUUGUCCGGCUCUGCUACAGCCCUGACUUUGAGAAGCUGAAGCCGGCGUACCUGGAGCAGCUGCCCAAGAAGCUGCAGGAGCUGUCGCGGUUCCUGGGCUCCCGGCCCUGGUUUGCAGGGCAGAAGCUCACCUUCGUGGACUUCCUGGCGUACGACGUGGUGGACCAGCACCGCAUGUUCGUGCCCGACUGUCCGGAGCUGAAGGGAAACCUGGCGCAGUUCCUGCAGCGCUUCGAGGCCCUGGACAAGAUCUCUGCCUACAUGCGCUCGGGGCGCUACAUGAGAGCCCCCGUGUUCUGGCGCACGGCCAAGUGGAGCAACACCAAGGAGUGAGGGGCUGACCCCCUGUGCCCCCCCAAGUCACCCCCAGAAUUCUCAAUAAAUCACAGGGGCUCCCCGUUGUCCA
This is a messenger RNA of Oenanthe melanoleuca, 882 nucleotides long. Its product is annotated as glutathione S-transferase 2. The coding region runs from base 75 to 809 and encodes 244 amino acids. The record is from RefSeq and is a predicted model, not a curated record. Gene Ontology annotation, biological process: glutathione metabolic process. NCBI's taxonomy places the organism in Eukaryota, Metazoa, Chordata, Aves, Passeriformes, Muscicapidae. Gene Ontology annotation, molecular function: glutathione transferase activity. The transcript has 8 exons.